Acytostelium subglobosum LB1 is the source of this 1728-nucleotide messenger RNA. RefSeq lists its product as hypothetical. Gene Ontology annotation, cellular component: nucleus. Lineage: Eukaryota; Evosea; Eumycetozoa; Acytosteliales; Acytosteliaceae. The coding region runs from base 1 to 1728 and encodes 575 amino acids. The transcript has 2 exons. Gene Ontology annotation, molecular function: zinc ion binding. The record is from RefSeq and is a predicted model, not a curated record.
AUGGAGGAUCGUAUUAAGAAGGCACUCAAUGAGCUUGACAGUGCAACUGUGAUUGACAUGCCUUUGACUUCAAAGAGGUCACAACAUCAUUCAUCUAAUUCAGAGUCAUCAACAUCGACAACAACAACAACGACAACAUCAGAUGGUACGACGACGACCGAGUCUACUCAGCCAGAACAUCAGAAACAACAUAGACCAUGGAGUAGUGAUGAUUAUCAUCGUAGAGUCACGUCAUUCUCAAUUGGAAGAUGGUUUGCCAAGCCAUCAUUGAUAGAUCCACUCCAAUGUGCACGCUUUGGUUGGAUCAAUUGUGAUGUGGACAUGCUCGAAUGUGUAUCAUGUAGCAAGAGACUAUAUUAUAGUGUGCCGGCAGCACUUGGUCAAGCGAUGCGUGAAAAGAGGACGGCAGAGUUUGCCGUCUCAGUUCGCUCCGAUGGACAUCGCGAUACUUGUGCAUGGCGUGACAAUGGUUGUCCUGCCUUCUACGCCAGGCUCAUCAACAUACCAUCACAGAUCCAGAUAGAGAACUACCAUCGUCGUGCACAAAGUGUCUACGAGCACAUCAAGUCCGUGGCCCUGCCCGAGCUCAAUCUAGAAUUUUGGGACGCUAUUCAGAAGAAAGAGAAGAAGAAGGAUCUGAUCAAGUUGUUAUCAGCAUUCACAGAGUUUACCACGCGAUCACAUUCAAACUCACACUCAUUGACGAUGCCAUCACUCACGACAACAACGACACAAACACCAACGCCAACAUCAAAUAUUGAUUGGGCACAUAGGAAGACUGCAGUCAUCUUGGCGCUCUGUGGAUGGGAGGCUGACUUGGGUGAUGGAAAUGGUUCACAUACAGUCAACAUCCAAUGUUCAUACUGUCAACGAGUCUGUGGAUUGUGGAACUUUGCAACUGCCAAGAACAACAACAACACUACCACUGCCACUACUCUGAUCAAACAAUCAACAAUAUCUCAUCUUGCUGGUGGUGCCAACAACAUCAAUGACAUACACACACAACUUCAAUCACAGCCAACAACAGUCAACUUGAAGAGACCACGUGAGGAUGAUGUUGAAGAGAAGAGAAGUAUUAGAUUGAGUGCCAUGCUUAGUCGAUCAUUAUCAUCAUCACGCUCACAGAUGGACCUUAACAACAUGUUCAACAACACCAACAACAAGGGCUCGAGUGCCGAGCCUGUCAAAAAGGCGGCGCGAGUCGACGUUGGAUGGAGCUGGGCAACAAAGUUUGUUCAUCAUCCCACGCCAUCACUAUCCAAAGGCAUUGAGAGCAUCCAGGCAUCAUCCAAUCCACUCUCUCCACUCAAUGAGCAUCGUUGGUUCUGUCCAUGGAUCAACUUCUCCAAAGAUGAAAUAGUUGACAGUGCAGAGACAUCAUCUUCUGCUUCAUCAUCUUCAUCAUCGUCAACUGUUGUUGCUGCCACCAAGUCACAGUCACAGCCACAGAGAGCAACGGAUGGAGUACCAGGAUGGGAGAAUCUCCUUCAACUUCUCCUUCAUCAACUAUCAGCUGAGCAGAAGAGUAUACAUAGUGUGACUGGAACGCUCAGGAUGUUGAUGCCGCACUCAGACUCACAGGCCGUCAUUGGGGGCAUAGCCUCUGGCAGCUCCAUACCACCUUCAACAUCAACAUCAACAGCCAUUAACACCAACAACAACAACAACAACAACAACAAUAAUGCCACCGCCAUCACCACCAACACGUCCACCACUUUGUUGCCAUGA